This is a messenger RNA of Musa acuminata AAA Group (dessert banana), 1931 nucleotides long. RefSeq names its product rho guanine nucleotide exchange factor 8-like. The record is from RefSeq and is a predicted model, not a curated record. NCBI's taxonomy places the organism in Eukaryota, Viridiplantae, Streptophyta, Magnoliopsida, Zingiberales, Musaceae. Bases 124 to 1614 code for a protein of 496 amino acids. The transcript has 8 exons. Gene Ontology annotation, molecular function: guanyl-nucleotide exchange factor activity.
ACCUGCCUUCCAUUCCGUCUGCCGGCCGGGCAUGCACAAGGCUUGCCUUGACAUGGUGCCCUUUCGAGCCGUCGGUGCCUGAUAGCUCGGUUUCUCGAGCUAGGACUUGGGCUUGAUAGGUCGAUGCACCGGGAGGAGAUGUUGGAGGACUCAGGCAACAGAGCACAUACCUUAAGCUUCGAGGAUGCGGGAGGGGGCGGGUCGCUUGCCGACGACAAGGUGCUCGUCAGGAGCCAGGGUUCAACAACGGCCAGCGACGCUUCGGAGGGCCAGCAGAUCGGCACCGCGCCUGAUCGCUCACCUGAGGAAGGACCCAAGUCAAGGCCGAGAAAGGAUGGAAAUGGCCCCCCAUCAGAUAUGGAGUUGAUGAAGGAGAAGUUCGCAAAGCUUCUUCUCGGUGAAGACAUGUCCGGUGCAGGAACAGGAGUUUCCUCAGCUCUGGCUCUCUCUAAUGCCAUCACAAAUCUUGCAGCUUCUGUUUUCGGAGAGCAGUGGCGCUUGGAACCGAUGUCGGCAGAAAGGAAGGCAAGGUGGAGAAAGGAAAUCGACUGGCUCUUAUCCGUCACCGAUCAUAUUGUGGAGUUUGUUGCCUCCCAGCAGACAUCAGAGGAUGGAAAACACAUGGAGAUAAUGAUAACACAGCAACGGAAAGAUCUUCGCAUGAACAUUCCUGCAUUGAGGAAGCUUGAUGCGAUGCUGAUUGAAUACCUUGACAAUUUCAAGGACCAAAAAGAGUUCUGGUACGUAUCCAGAGAUGCUGAUGAAUCCGAGAAGGGAAACGCACAGAGGACCGAUGAUAAGUGGUGGCUCCCAACCGUGAGAGUCCCUCCGAACGGGUUGUCGGAAGCAUCAAGAAAAUGGAUUCAGCAUCAGAAAGAGCUGGUGAACCAAGUGCUGAAAGCAGCUAUGGCCAUCAACGCGAAUGUUCUAAUGGAAAUGGAGAUUCCGGAAGACUACAUCGAAUCCCUUCCUAAGAACGGUAGAUCAAGCCUCGGAGAUGCACUAUAUCGAAAUAUUACAGAGGAAGACUUUGAUGCCGAAGCGUUCCUUGAAUCCGCGGACUUAUCGACCGAGCACAAGAUCCUAGACCUCAAAGAUCGCAUCGAAGCAUCUGUUGUCAUCUGGAAGAGGAAGAUGCACAACAAAGACGUCAAAUCAUCAUGGGUUUCAGCCGUCAGCUGGGGGAAGCGGGAGCAGUUUGAAGAUAGAGCAGAAACAAUUUUACUCAUUCUCAAGCACAGAUUCCCUGGUAUCCCUCAAUCACAGCUGGACAUAAGCAAGAUCCAAUACAAUAAGGAUGUGGGCUACUCUAUCCUCGAAAGCUACUCGAGGAUUCUAGAAAGUUUAGCUUUCACCGUGAUGUCUCGGAUAGAAGAUGUUCUUCGUGCAGAUUCUCUCGCUCAAGAUCCGGCUCAUGGCAAGUUACAGGAUUCAGAACAAGUUACUGGAACGGCCAAAUCCCUCGUCGAUACAGCGGAGGAAACCGAAAAGCUUAAUAAACUAGAAUCAAACGGUUCCAUGACACUGUCAGAUUUCAUGGAAUGGGAGAUGGAUCAAGAUACUGAGACGAAGGAGGAGGAGGAGGAGGAAUCAGAGACCGGAGGAGGGGCUUAAGCAGCAGCAGCAGCAGCAGCAGCACUACAGCUCGCUUGCCUCUAUUAUAUUAACAAGCCCCACGAGCCAAGGUGGACGAAAGAUGAUGGACGCUUGGGAUGGUUACGAAUGACAAUGUACAUAAAUUUUAUCGGAGCUUCUCAGGAUCAAAGUCUAACAGCUAUUAUUGUGUUCAGACAACAGUGUGCUGCUUUCCUUUCUUGGAUGCCCUGUUGAAUUCUUGAUGAUGAUGCAUAUCUCAUAUUAUGACUGAUACCAGUAAUUCAUUCCUUGCUGACACCCAACAUCAACUAAAUAAUACAAGAGAUUUUGUAUGA